CCAGCCCUGAGCACCCCCCACCCGCAGUGCCUCAAUGUGACGCAGCUGCUGCUGAACUUCGGCUUGGACGCGGCCUCGCAGCUCACCCCGCAGCAGUUCACGCUGCUCUGCCCCGCGCUGCUCUACCAGAUCGACAGCCGCGUCUGCAUCCACCACCGUGACGAGGUGACGUGGUCCCCACCGGGGGGGGCCCUGUGGCCAGCUCUGGGUUGGGCUCUGCUGGCCGUCGCCUUCAUCAGCGUUCCAUCGGCCGUGGCCGUGGCCGUGGUGCCGCUGCUGAGCCUCGGGCAGCUCCGCGCUCUGCUCUCCUUCCUGGUGGCGCUGGCGGUGGGGACGCUCUGCGGGGACGCCCUGCUGCACCUCUGGCCCCACGCUCAGGGGCAGCACCAGGAGCCGCCGGCGGUGCUGCGGGCGGUGCUGCAGGGCCUGGCGGUGCUGGGGGGAAUCUACGCGCUGCUGCUGCUGGAGCUGCUGCUGGGAAUGCUGCGCCGUCGCCGUGCCACCACGCCCCAUCCCCACGGAGAGACCUCCGAGGCGGCCACGGGGGUCCCGGCCGCGCUGCCAGGCGGCGCCGAGCUGCGCUGUCUGACGGCCCCGGAGGUGGAGGCGGAACCCGAGGGCCCCCCCGGGCCCCACCACGGACACUCCCACGGCCCCGCUUUGCCCCCCAACCCCGCGGCCGCUGAUCUGGCGUGGAUGGUGGUGCUGGGAGACGGCAUCCACAACCUGACCGACGGGCUGGCCAUCGGCGUUGCCUUCUCCCACAGCCUCCCCAGCGGCCUCAGCACCGCGCUGGCAGUGCUGUGCCACGAGCUGCCCCACGAGCUGGGUGACCUCGCGGUGCUGCUGCAGGCAGGCACGGCGCCCCGCACCCUCCUGCUGCUCAACCUGCUCUCGGCGCUGCUCUCCUGCCUGGGGGCGGCCGUGGGGGCGGCCGUGGGGCAGAACGCGGCCCAUCUCACCCCGUGGAUCCUCACCGCCACCGCCGGCACCUUCCUGUACGUGGCUCUGGCUGACAUGCUCCCCGAGGUGCUGCGGGGUCCCGGCGGGGGGACGUGGGGCCGCUUCGUGCUGCAGAACGCGGGCUUCCUGCUGGGCAGCGGCAUCAUGCUGGGCAUCGCGUUGGCCGAGGGCCACCUCAGCGCCUGGCUGCAGCCCUGAGGGGGCGGCGCCCGUGAGCCCCCGCCCCGAUGGCCGCUGGGACCCCCAAAACCCAGCCCCGGGUUCGGACUUUCUCCCCUCCUCGUGGGACCCCUCUGCCAACCCAGAUGAAAUGCAGCCAACCGCGGGGGCUCCGUGGGUCGCAGCUGCCAGACCCCGACUCCGCGUCCCCGUGGAAGGGGGGGGGGGGGGGGCAGCAGGAUGACGCUGGGCCCCCACCCCUCUUUGGUGGCGCUGCAGAGCUCCGGGUCUGGCAGCGCCGGUGCCGGAAGGAACGCGAUGCCCUGCCUGAGAAAGGACAGCAGAAGAGGCGUAGAAGCAAUAGCAUUUAAUAAACAUACUCGAUUCAAAGCCACAAUAUGAAUAACAGGACUUGGUCGCAGCUUACAUUGUAUAAAAUAGAUCAAGUCUGAA
Messenger RNA from Lagopus leucura (white-tailed ptarmigan), 1575 nucleotides. It is a transcript of the gene SLC39A5, whose product is annotated as solute carrier family 39 member 5. The transcript has 8 exons. The annotation marks the transcript as partial. Gene Ontology annotation, cellular component: membrane. The record is from RefSeq and is a predicted model, not a curated record. Gene Ontology annotation, molecular function: zinc ion transmembrane transporter activity. NCBI's taxonomy places the organism in Eukaryota, Metazoa, Chordata, Aves, Galliformes, Phasianidae. Gene Ontology annotation, biological process: BMP signaling pathway; intracellular zinc ion homeostasis; zinc ion import across plasma membrane.